CGCACGCCCCUCUGUUUCUGUCCGUCUCUACCAUUUUCACUGUUCUCUCUCUCCUUUUCUCUCCCUUCAGCGUGAGCAGUCGGAGGAGCACUCAGAAAUGGCGUCCAGUCUAUUUAGAACCCUAAUCAGAUCGUCCAAAUUGGGAUCAGCAGGGACCAGAAAUUUCAGCCUCGUCAGGACUCAAAUCAGCGAGCACACCGCCAAAUGGAUGCAGGAUACAAGCAAGAAAUCUCCCAUGGAGUUGAUCAAUGAAGUCCCACCCAUCAAGGUUGAGGGCAGGAUAGUUGCAUGUGAAGGAGACACCAAUCCCGCACUUGGGCACCCAAUUGAAUUCAUAUGCCUUGACCUGGAUGAGCCAGCUAUCUGCAAGUACUGUGGUCUUCGAUAUGUGCAAGAUCACCACCACUAGAAAAUCUGGAAGUGAUUAUUCAAUGAGCAAAUUUCAUUCCUGUUAUGUCCGUACCUUCGUUGAAGCCAUUUCAUUAACAAGGUUCAGUUUGUAAUGAUAAUACUGUGUUUCCUAAUUUGGCAAAAUAAGGAUUUGGCAUGACGCCAUUCGUGUUAUUCUUCAGGCAUGGAAUGCACAUCUGCACGUCAUUUGUCUGUCA
This is a messenger RNA of Malus domestica (apple), 608 nucleotides long. RefSeq names its product NADH dehydrogenase [ubiquinone] iron-sulfur protein 6, mitochondrial. Lineage: Eukaryota; Viridiplantae; Streptophyta; Magnoliopsida; Rosales; Rosaceae. The record is from RefSeq and is a predicted model, not a curated record. Gene Ontology annotation, biological process: mitochondrial electron transport, NADH to ubiquinone.